This is a messenger RNA of Athalia rosae (coleseed sawfly), 4912 nucleotides long. RefSeq lists its product as uncharacterized. NCBI's taxonomy places the organism in Eukaryota, Metazoa, Arthropoda, Insecta, Hymenoptera, Athaliidae. The coding region runs from base 714 to 4217 and encodes 1167 amino acids. The record is from RefSeq and is a predicted model, not a curated record. Gene Ontology annotation, molecular function: protein binding; endonuclease activity. The transcript has 7 exons.
AAUAUCAUCUGUUUUGCUAUCAUUUGAUAAAUGAGUUCAUCCCUCAUAGGGCUAGUGAAUUUCUUUCGAAUUGAGCUCAGUGACCAGUAAAAAGUCGAAAGUGAUGCGGUUUUAAGAUGCAUUAAAACGUUUCUUUUAAUUUUUUGCUCGGCCUUCUUCUUCAUUGCUAGCUAUUAUUUAAGAGAUAUCAUUCGAAUAUCGAUAAACAUCGAUAAACUUAUUUCGACUUAACCAGGUUACUCGUAAUCAGGGAAUUUUGGAAUCGUUACGAUAGUUCUAUAUUACACGCAGCGGAGUUUAUACACCAACGCUUUGUACGUAUGUAUGUACGUAUGUACAUACAUUGUACGUACGUACGUAUCAUCGGGGUAGUAUGUAUCAGUCAACGCGUAUAGUCAAAGGAUGUAGUAAUAUGCUUACAUCGUAGUCGAAAUAAGUCAUCGACGGCUAUCGAAAUCUGAAUGGGUUGUAUAUAAUAAUAGCACUACAAGUGUAAUGAAGACGACGGCGGAGCAAAAAGUUAAAAGAAAGGAAAGAUGAACUCAUUCAUCAAAUAAUAGUACAACAAAUUUUAUGUUCAAACAUCGCGCGCUAUAUGUAUAAGUUGAUGGUUCUUCAUUAUGCUUAUGGCGUUUGGAGUCUUGUGUUGUGUGUAGUAACUCCUUCAACGAUUUGAACUUUGUCACAAGGCACAAUUGCGCUUGAGUUGCAUUAUGCUAUCAACCCCGAAAGCAAAAACAGGACUGUUCUUGGCGUCAUCUCUUCACGAUGGUUUAGAAGAUAACAAUAUCAUACAAAUAACAACGCUCCUACUAAACAAAGAGGCAAAUCCCAAUAUUUUGAUACCGUCACAAGGGAUUACUCCCUUUCAUCUCGUUAUAGGAAAUGAUUCCGAAACAUUUGCGGAAGAAGUCACAAAACUCUUUUUGCGCCAUGGCGGAAAUCCUAAUGUUAAAUCAACAGACGGAUUGACACCUCUGCAUGUUGCUGCUGCCUGGGGUCGUCUUGGUGUUCUAGAACUCCUAUUGUCUAACGGUGCUGAUCCACUCUUAGUCGAUGAUGAUGGAAAGUGCCCUUUUCAUUAUGCGUUCGAUGAAGCUCACUAUGAAGCUGUUGCCAUUCUUGGCAAAUAUUGUGGCAAAUCAUUUGACGAAUAUUCUGGUCCUAAAUACAACCUUGCCUUAGAAAAAAUACUAGUGACCGAAGGUGACGUUGUUGCUGAAUAUGCGGUCUCGGAGGGUACUUGUGAUGCAACAGCCACACAUGAUGUCUCUGCGUUUAACACAAAAAAUAUGCUCAAUAACAACAGUAACUUCCUGGAAAAUCAAAACCAAUCAUUUGCUCCAGAAAGAACAGUCGAGAACAAUACCUUAGAACCAAGGUGUGGUUGUCCAAAAAACGCCAAUCUAAUCGACACAACAAGUACCAAGGUGAGCUUUGAUCCGAAUCGUAAAUUGUUGUUAUGUGGGAACCUCAUGCAUGAUGGUGAAGAAUUGCACAAAGAUCUCAAAAUUGUAAAGCUUAGUUCAGAGAUGAAAAAGAUUUCACCUGAAAUUGUGGAUGAUUCCCUUUUCUUCUCUGAUCGUAACUAUUACACAAUUGAGGACUUGCUUCUCAUAGAGUCACACAAAGUCAAUGACAGUAUGCCAAAUGUCAGUUUACCAAAAACAGUAAUGAAACUAAACUUGCAAAGACACGGAAGUCGAUUAACGAAGCGCCAAAUUGUUGAAUCAUCCGGAAUCACAUCACAGGUCCCGGAAAAGCACCUCAAUAAGGCUAAAGUUAUUCAUAAGAUAUCACGACGGUAUUGCACAAGGCAGGCAUUGUUGCGCAGAAGAACAAAAACUUUCAACCUACAAGGGUGGACGAUGCCACACAACAGACAGAUGUCUUCAAAUCAUGAUAAACUCCUUAGUCGUGUACAUACCACAAGACAAUGUGUUACCAAGCAAGAGCCAUAUUCAGCUGACUGUUCCAUUAGAAGCAAAUCGCCAAAUUUUAUCCUAACUCCGAAAAUUUUGAUGAGACCUCAAUCACCGAAGAAGUCUACAAAUCCAGUUAUUGAUAACAAACUACAGGAGAUUAGAACAACAUCCACCAAUGGUAUAUCACUGGGGAAAGGCAUCAACCGCAAGAAUACUGAUAGCUAUAGAACGCCACUACUCGCCAGAAAUUUUGGAAACAAUGGAAUUAGUGUGAAAUACGUUUGCAAAAAGAAACAGUUAGCACCCGAGGUUUCGAAUCUAAAAACAAAUCUCCCGACCAGUUCGAAGAGAUUUCAUGAUAUGCCGAUCAAAGUGAACACAUCUAUACCCAAUAGGAACUUGACACAUUUGAUAAAGCAAAACCGCAAGGUAACAAUCAACCAAACACAGCCCAUGUUGACGUCUUCACGUUGUCCAAGAAUCUUCCCCACCCAUGCGCUGGACAAAACGUACAACGAGGACGUCUCCAACUUGGCUGUAGAUAGUUCAUUCGAGCUCUCACCAGGUGACAAGAUUGGAAAAUUUCUCAUCAACUGUAGGGGUCUAUCAAAAAUAAUAGCAGUCAACUCGGAGGAAUGUAUGUGUGACAAUCGUCGGGACAGUCGUAUAACUGAUAUUCAAUGUAUUCCAGAUGACGUAGCCCAUGUCAAAGAUGAAGUUAACAUUCCUGUCAAGACUAUGAAUUCUCCAACUGCUCCUGAUCUGAGAAUAUCUAGCCAAACCGAUGCAUAUUUUGAGAAUGCUUGUGGUAACUAUGCAGAAAUGAAUGCUAAAUUCAGACACAUAUCUAAAGUGAACCAAACUGCUGGAUCGUCAAAGAUGACCUAUGACACAAAUAGUAUUGGACGUUUUUCAAAUAUAAUUAGUGGCUUUCUGCAAUGUGGCGAGUACUGUGAUUGUGUCAAAUCGAAAAAAACAGAGAUUGCAAGUUACUUGAUUAGAUAUCGAUCGCCCAGAUCUCAUGCAGGGUUACUGACCAGCAAUUCAAUGAUGUCAAAUCUGGUGAACUCUGCAGAUUCAGAGCUCGACAGGUGCACUAAAAGCGAUACCUGUUUGAAUAGGCCAAAAUUACGGGACAUCAAUGACUCUUUAGAGUCCCGUAAACCCAGUGAUUGUUCCACUGACAAACAUACUUGGGACAGAGCUAAUGAUGCCUUAUCGAUAGAAUUGAACAAAUUAUUCGUUAGCGGAUCUAUCCAUGAUAAUAGCUUAAACCAUCAGUCUUCUGUAAGUAUCGAGGAAGAAUACAAAUAUGAAGACGUCGAAGAAGGUGUGAUCCUGUUAGAACGUCGACUAUUGACAACACCUGUAAGUAAACGAUGUUUUAGCAUGCCCCUGAUAAAAACUGAGAACGAGGUGUCCGGAAAUAGUGGUGGACGUAUUGAAGAUGCGUCUCUGGAAUCGCGUCUGUCGAGCCUGCCACAUUCCUUGGUAGUCAUGGACAGUGAGACGCUACGAAGAGAAUUGACCAGAUUAGAUCGCUGUCCCCCAGGACCAAUAACUGCCACUACUCGCCAUGUGUACUUGAGACGGCUGCAGAAACUUCAGAAGUGCGGUCCAAAUCCACCGUUGACCGUUACCAUAGCCGUACCACCGAAAUUCAGCGCUGAGAUUGAACGAACUUUGCGGUCCGAAAACUGGAUAAGUGAUUUGUCGCAGCAUGAAGCGUUAGAGUUACAAGUGUUUGGGGAAUUUUCAAAUCCUGAUCCGACGCGACGAUGGAGGGAGGGAAUUAACAAGUCCUCGUUCAACUACCUCCUAAUGGAUCCUCGAAUCACGAAGAAUCUACCGCGUCGAGGGAGUGAUCUGUCUUUCACGGAACGUUGGCGAAUAUUUUUAUCAGCGAUAUUUUAUAUUGGCAAAGGUAAGCGCUCACGUCCCUAUUCGCAUCUCUAUUCUGCUUUCGAAGAAUGGAAGAAAGGCAAGCGUUCAACGAACGAUGAAAAAAUCAGUUACAUCUUGGGCAUAUGGCAAAGUGAUUGCGGCGUAGUAUGUCUUCACUUAUUCCAAAACGCAAUUCCCGUCGAAGCUUAUACGCGGGAAGCUGCGAUGAUAGAUGCCUUGGGAUUGGAUAGACUGAAGAAUUCCAAAUCAGGAGAUUAUUACGGCGUUGCCGCGACUUGGAGUCGCCACCAGAAACGUAUGCUCGGCGUCUAUCUUCUAUACAAAGCCAUGAAUAUCUUGAUGCAAGAAGGAGAAAGACAACUGAGUCCUGAGAAUAUCGAGAGGUAACUUCAAGGGUGUAUUAUGAUUGUGACAAAACUGUGCAUUAUAGUUAUAUGAAGUAUCAGGUACUGUAAUAGUGUUUAAGACAAGGGUAAACCUACCCAUAUGUCCAUAUUAAUAAGUGAUAACUGUCAUUUUAAUUUCAACCUAGAUUCAGAUCUAUGAAUUUUUUUAAUUUAAAAUUACCCAAAUCUAGACCGGUGAUCAACUUUUUGACUCUUUGUGACACGUGGACUAUUAUUUUGUAGUGAAUAUUGUUGCACAAAGAGUAGUGCCCCUGAGUAGAUCCACAGAAUUACCUAUAACUCCUUGGCAUUUCUAGGGUCUAUAGAAUACUAUGUCAUAUACUUUUUCGAAUUGUUUUCAACGAUCAGUCAUAUGGGAACCUUGCAAUCCCUGCCAAGGCCUGGUUAAAAUAAAGUACAAAAAAUAUUUGUGAUAAAUAGAGAAUAAUUCUCAAAGAUUUACUUACUUUUAACGUGAAUUAAGUAACCACAAUACAUCAGAUGUACAACGUCAAACAUCAAUUUGACUGAUUAUUAUUCCAGUGGUGUGUAAGAGCGUGAUUAAAAAUUAAUAAAUCCAAGUAUGUAGCCAAGCCGCAUAAUGUUUAUUGUAUCUAUCAAGUUUGUAUCUAUGUUUGAAAAUUGUUAUUCCUGUGAUUUCUAUUUUGCAAUUAAAAUUAAAUGUUUGAUUGAUGA